Molecule: messenger RNA, 3392 nt
Organism: Drosophila serrata
Lineage: Eukaryota; Metazoa; Arthropoda; Insecta; Diptera; Drosophilidae
Product: DDB1- and CUL4-associated factor 5
Biological process (GO): negative regulation of fatty acid biosynthetic process
Cellular component (GO): Cul4-RING E3 ubiquitin ligase complex; cytoplasm
Molecular function (GO): protein binding
Source: RefSeq, a predicted model, not a curated record
CACCAGAACUCAAUCGUUGUAGAAACCUAACAAGACUUUAGAUAGAAGUAUUUUUUUUUUUAAUAAAUCGCUAAAGAAUCGUGAAUUUAAUAUAUAGUAGUUUUGCCCCCUUGAGCCCAAGGUGAGGCCACUUUUUGACCGGUCUUGCCCCACUGUCGCUGGUUGGGCGAACAGCUGUUUUGUUGGUUUCUCGGUCAAAUUUCGUGGUUAUACUUUAGCAACUUUUCCAUAAUUUUCACCAUCAUUUUCUGGCCGUUUAAGUGAUUGUUUAAAUGUGAAAAAUAAGAGUUUGCAGGCAAGAUUCUAUCGAGUGAAAAAGUGAAGAAAAGUAGCAGUAGCAGCGGCAAACGUUGGGAGUGUGAGGUGAAGUGAGGGGCGAUAUGUGUGCUUCGCUGGCCCCCUGGAAGCCACAGCGAUAUCCAAAUUCCCAGCUCGCCUUGUGAGAAACUCCCCAAAGAAAUCCAAAUCUUUGACCAAAUCCCAAUCGGAAUAAUGAGCCUCUGGCAGAACCUGCGCUCUUUGGAGACCCGGAAUCUGGACCUGGCCCUGGGCCAGCGGGAGAACCAACUGGUGGCUGGCCACCUGCCCGCAGCCAUCUUCCGGCAGCGUCUCAGUGCCGCAGAGAAUCUCUAUCAGCGCAACCUAACCGGUCACUAUGGCUGCGUGAAUGCCUUGGAGUUCAGUCAUGGUGGACAGUUCCUGGCCUCCGGUGGCGAUGACAAGCGUGUUUUGCUGUGGAAUAUCGAUAGGGAGGUGGUUUCCCAAUUGGGGAAACCCCGGUCUAUGAACGAGAAGCAUGCCAGCAAUAUUUUCUGUCUGGGUUUUGACAUCCAGAACUCGUAUAUUUUGUCCGGGGGAAAUGAUGAUUUGGUCAUCCAACAUGAUCUGCUCACUGGCAAACUCCUGAGUUACUUCUCGCACGAUGGCCCCGUUUACGGCCUCAGUGUGGACAGGACCAGUGGCCAUCUGUUCAGCGUGGCCACAGAGCACGGCGAGAUCCUAGUGUAUGACUUAAGGGUAGGCAAAUCCGAUCCAUUGGCCAUUGCCAAAUUCAGGACGCCCUUCAAUGCAGUGGAAUUUCAUCCAUUAAAUGGGAACUUUCUGGCCACAGCCAAUGCCAAGCGAGGAGCCAUGCUCUGGGACCUGAGGCAUCAUCAGCAAGCUCUAUGCCAGUACAAUUACAUACCGGAGACGCCCAGCUGCAUGAGUGUUCGGUUCAAUUGUAAUGGUACCUUGCUCCUGACCCUGCAUCGACGUCUGCCACCGAUCCUCUUUAGUCCUGGAUCACCAGAGCCUGUGGCCACAUUCUAUCAUGAUGAAUACUUCAACUCCUGCACCAUGAAGAGCUGCACGUUUGCGGGGCCACAGGAUGAGCUGGUGGUCUCCGGUUCGGAUAACUUUAACAUGUUCAUCUGGCGAAUGGAUGGAGUGGAUUUGGAGGAGAAGAACCAAUGGGUGGACACUCCACCGGUUAUCCUCACUGGCCACCGAUCCAUAGUGAACCAGGUGCGCUAUAAUCGUCAGCGCUGUCUGCUCGCCUCCUCGGGCGUGGAGAAGAUUAUUAAACUGUGGAGCCCUUUUGCCCAGCAGGGCUGGGAGGGAUCCCUUACCCAAGCCGAGGAGCUGCCCUAUUGCACUCGCGCUCUGCAUCGCAAUUCCUCGGAUCAUGUCUCCCAGGAUUUUAGUGCUCGCAACACUGACGAGGAUCAGGUGAUGUUGGCCUUCUUUGACACUCUGGUGCAGCGUGAGCUGGAGUCCUGGAGCACUGUGGAUAAUCAGAGCAGCUCCAGCAGCAGCUCGGAUACCUCCACGGAGCGCACUGAGCUCAGUUCGGCCACGGAGGAGCCCAGCGAUGAGGAACGCGAGGAUCAGGAUCAUCUUAAUCAUGAACAUCCAACGACCAAUGAUCAGGAGCAGGAUAAUGAGCAGGACAACGACACGCCCAAUGUGAGUGAACUUAGCUGGCAGACUCAUCCCAAUCGAAUAUUCUACCUAAUCGCCAAGAAGCGGCGGGCUCUGCUCCAACUGGCGGUUAGGGGCACCACUGGACAGACCCGCGGCGUGGACCAGCUACUCCAGCGGCUGCUUGGCGAGCAGAAGCAGGCGGCCACACAGACUCGGAUCAGUGAUUGGUUGGAGGAGACACAUCGCCUCUUUGGGGACGAUGAGCUGCCCACCACAUCGGCGGAGGCGGCAGCCAGAGAGCAGGGUCGUCAAACUGCCAGGAGUCCUCGCAGGACACAAGAACUGAAAGCAGUUGACCCACUGCAGUCCACCCUCGCGCCAAGCGGUCGCAAGCGAAAGAAGUUGCAUCAGCGGGUUGCAGUUCUGAAACACAAACGUACUAAUCAUCGGCAACUUCCUAGAUCCCAGCCAGACAACGAUAGUGUCCACUCCAAUGACUCUGAAUACCUGGAAGAGGAGGAGGAGGAUGAGGCACACAAUAGCAGUGACGGAGACGAGGAGGAGCCAACCAUAGGGGAUAAUAAUAACAACAACCAUAAUGCUCAUGACGACGAGGAUACCUCCAGUACCAGCAGCAGUGGCAGUAGCACGUGCAGCAGCAACACCACCACAUCGAUGACCUCCAUGGAGGCGCAAUUGUCUCAGGCUCCCAGCACAUCCAAUUCGUUUCCCUUUCUAGCGGAACCGGAGGCCAACAAUAAUAGCCAGCUGACUUCCAAUCACAAUCACCAGCCCAAGAGUGUCGUCAAUGGUCUGGUUCCGGAUAUGUGCAACACGGAAUCGACUGCUUCCACUACAUCUUCGUCCAUGUAGUCUGUGGACACCAUACACAUAAACAUAUUACAUUUAAGCUAUGGUACAUACCAGCUUCUUUAGGCUAAACUUUCAUUUUUGAUAAGAGAUAAAACACAUAGCUGUCCAUCGUUCUAUUCGGAUCUCCCUUAAAACCACACCACACACAUCAAACAUAAGGCAUAGCUUUCAUGGAAAGUAUUAAUUACUGAAAGGUAGGGAUGCAAGAAUAUGUAUUAAUUCGAUAAUUUCUUUAUAUACCGGACUCUUAUAAUCGGUAAAUAAAUAAAUUAGGUAAAGAGUUUUGGAAUAUUUAUAAUUUUAUCGCCAAAUACCAAAUAGUACUCUAUAUUUCAAAGUUUUCUUUCGAUACUAAACCAAUAUAUUAACUGCGAUAUAUGGACCAUAAAUUUGUUUAUCAAAUUUUUUUUCAUUUUAAAAACCUUUACUUCCGAUAUUUAUCAAAAUUUACAAUGAUAUGUCAAAAAAUUAAACUUGUUCAUCCCUACCCAACGGUAUCAUCAUCACGUAACCUUUUUUAUACUCUCAUUUUGCAAAUAAAUCAUGUGAUUUAAAGGUUUUAGAAACUCAAAAUACAAUCAGAACCAUUUGUUAAUAAAACAAAUUAAAAUCAA